GAAUUUAUUACACGUCAUAUUUAUAUUUUCAGUCAUUCUCGAAUUUAAUUUAAAAUAUAUUGUUCUAGUUUGUUUUUUCUUGUCCAAUACAUUUUUCUGUAUAUUUUAGCAUUUUCAGUGCAUUUUCAGCAUUUAAAUGAACAAUUUUAAGUGAAUGUUAUUACACUUAUAAUGACUUUUUUUAGAAUCACAAGUCACGAGCCCAGAAUACAACAACAGAAAAUUGUAGAUGGAAAACCAGAAUACUCGGGCAUAAUAGAAGUGGCGUCGAUUUUGCUGAAGACCGAGGGAAUUACAGCUUUGUGGAAAGGUUGGCCUUUUUAUUAUUUACGAGUGGCACCAGGGACAAUCUUGUUAUUUAUUUUCAUGGAACAGCUUAAGAAAGGAUAUGAAGAUAAGUUCAUGAAAGACCAGUAACUUAACAAACAUGAACCAAUGUUUUUUUUUGUCAUUUUACAAUUUUUGUUUUUUCAUUAUUUGUUUUUGUUUAUGAAAUAUAA
Myzus persicae (green peach aphid) is the source of this 500-nucleotide messenger RNA. Its product is annotated as mitochondrial 2-oxoglutarate/malate carrier protein-like. The transcript is spliced from 2 exons. Bases 172 to 417 code for a protein of 81 amino acids. The record is from RefSeq and is a predicted model, not a curated record. NCBI's taxonomy places the organism in Eukaryota, Metazoa, Arthropoda, Insecta, Hemiptera, Aphididae.